AUGUCGAAUGCUAAUAUCGGUGAAGCACCUAAUGUCAAUAACACGUCUAAUGUUGAUAACGUAGAACAACUUCCUCCGGAACUGCAAAAGGUUCUUAAAAAUAUGAGCCCAAAGCAAAGAAGAAUAUAUAAUGGUUCGAAACAAAAACUCCUUAUAUUGGAAGCACUUUUAGAAGAAAGAAAAAAACCGUUUUUACGUCGGUAUCUAUAUCCCAUGAAACCGUAUAAGGAAUCCACUGAGAAAUAA
Messenger RNA from Funneliformis geosporum, 246 nucleotides. NCBI's taxonomy places the organism in Eukaryota, Fungi, Glomeromycota, Glomeromycetes, Glomerales, Glomeraceae. The record is from the annotation of a GenBank genome assembly.